Messenger RNA from Macaca mulatta (Rhesus monkey), 1983 nucleotides. It is a transcript of the gene ZGLP1, whose product is annotated as zinc finger GATA like protein 1. NCBI's taxonomy places the organism in Eukaryota, Metazoa, Chordata, Mammalia, Primates, Cercopithecidae. The record is from RefSeq and is marked provisional. Gene Ontology annotation, cellular component: nucleus. Gene Ontology annotation, biological process: spermatogenesis; regulation of transcription by RNA polymerase II; oocyte development. Gene Ontology annotation, molecular function: sequence-specific DNA binding; zinc ion binding.
GGUGGGUUUCAUCGGGUGGGCCCAGCGGGACAGGGCCGGGUGAAAUUAGGGAGGGGGCUGGGCUGGGGCGCAAUGGAGGCCGAGCCAGCCCCGGACUCCUCGAUGCCAGCAAAGCUGCUGGCGCCACCCUGUCUGGACCUGGAGCCGCUGGGAGGAUCCCCCUCCCAGGAGAAGCCGAGGACCCCAGGAUGCUGCAGAAUCAGUGGGAGGUGCGUAAGGCCAAACCCCUUCCCCAGACCCCGCUAGCACUUCACCAGCUGGUUCAGUGAUCAGGGGGUCGUGACCUCUCGUUCCUGGGGUUAUCGAGAAGUGGCAAUUUUAUAAUAGUUGCUGAAACUUACAAAGAGGUUCUGGUCCCCAGAGACACUUGGGGUCAUCUAGGGAUCAGAGGCCAUGCAAUUCCAUGUCUCUGGGGCUGAUAUAGGCACUCCCCAGGGAUCAUCCAGGGGUUAGGGAGGGCAAGUCAAUAAUAAUGAAAAUGAUAAAAAUCGUAAUCAUAUUAUGGCAAGCCAGCGGCGUGGUGGCGCGCGCCUGUAAGUCCCAGCUACUCGGGAGGCUGAGGCGGAAGGAUCGCUGGAGCCCAGGAGUUCUAGGCUGCACUGAGUCCUGAUCACGCCCCUGCACUCCAGGCGGGGGUACAGAGUGAGGCUCGGUCUCUAAAAGAAACACAAAGAAAAAAAGUAACCUUUUUCUCGAUCCUGCAGCCAGAGGCUUGAAAUCCUGCCUCGGUCACCUAGGGCGGUCCCUUGCUGGGUGAUCUACGGGUGCCGUAAAGGGUUGAUUGAUGUGGAGGGCUGAGAGUGUGCUUGGGAGGCCCACGCUGGGCGAGGUGAGCUGCAAUUACUUUGCAACUCUUAAACCUUCCACCCGGAGUUAGAAAUGACUGAACCUCAGGUGGAGUGUGUAGCUGCCCCAGGGUACACAAAGAGCCGGCCCAAGUUUGGAAGCCCCUGGCCGGCUAAACCCAGGAGUCACCCAAGAAAAAGUGACCCCACUGCCCUUCUCCCCAGGUCCCUCUGGCCUGCAUGCCAGGACUCGGUCACCGCCCUGCGCUUCCUCCAAGAGACAGUGGAGAGGCUGGGUCAGUCCCCUACCCAGGACACCCCGGUCCUGGGGCCUUGCUGGGACCCGAUGGCUCUGGGGACUCAGGGCCGCCUGCUGCUGGACAGGGAUUCCAAGGACACACAGACCCCGAUUAGCCAAAAGGACCGCCGCCUGCAGCCCCCGGGGACUCCCCCUGCCCCACUCCAGAGAAGGCCCCGGAAACAGCCGAAUCCCAGCCGGGGCACUGAGGAAGUGGACCCUGGGUUCGAGGGGGUGACUCUGACGUUUCAGAUAAAGCCAGACUCCAGCCUGCAGAUCAUCCCCACGUACAGCCUGCCCUGUAGUAGCCGCUCUCAGGAAUCCCCUGCAGAUGCUGUUGGGGGCCCUGCAGCCCACCCAAGAGGCACUGAGGCCCACUCAGCAGGCAGCGAGGCCCUGGAGCCCCGGCGCUGUGCUUCCUGUCAGACCCAGAGGACCCCGCUCUGGAGAGACGCCGAAGAUGGGACCCCUCUUUGCAACGCCUGUGGGAUCAGGUACAAGAAAUAUGGCACUCGCUGCUCCAGCUGCUGGCUGGUGCCCAGGAAAAAUGUCCAGCCCAAGAGGCUAUGUGGCAGAUGUGGAGUGUCCCUGGACCCCAUUCAGGAAGGUUAAACCCACCUUCACCCUGCUGAACCGCUUCUUCUGCCUCCAUUUCACCAGUGGGAGAAUGGGCAGAAGCAGCUCUCCUAGGAGGAUCGGGGAAAGAGCCAGCUUGCCUCUUCUCUGCCAUCUCCAGAUUCAAGGAUCCCAGGGGAAGACCCGGGCCUCAGGUGGCAGAGCCUGCCAGGGGUCACUGGCUCCUUCUCCAGGUGGCCUUGGCUGAGGCCCCCUCAGGAGACGCUCUCAGGAAGGAUGAGCAUUGUUACAGCAGGGACAAUAAAGUACAGAGAUACUCGGAGA